AUGGGUCUCCCGCUUCCACAGCAACUGAGAAUACCAUGCGCCUUCCUAGGUGCGCUGGGUAUCGUCACCUUUGCGCUCCGCUGCUUCAUUAUGCACAUGUGGUACACCGGGACUUUGUUGACAGGCAUUCACUAUGGAACUGGUCGACGGACUGCAGAGAUAUCUGUAGAGGACUCAGUACAUGCUAUGCGUUGUUGGUGGCUGUGCUUCCUAGCAUACGCGUGUUCAAUCACCCUGGCCAAAAUCUCCGCUGGUUUUUUCUUCCUUAGGGCCACAGGCAGCAAGUCAGUAUUCCGUAUCACGACCUACGUUAUCACGAUACUCGCCGCAGUGGUCGGCUUCGGGUUCUUCUUCCUCAGUGUUUUCCAGUGCAUGCCAGUCGGCUUUUUCUGGACGCGCUUACAAGGAGAUACCAAUGGCAAAUGCCUUGAUAUUGAAAUCAUGAUAAUAGCCACAUACUUCUACGGAGCUGUCACUGCAGGAACGGACAUAGCUUGGGGCAUCCUGGUCGGAGCUCUCAUCUGGAAAUUACAGAUUGACCGCCGCACAAAGGUUUUAACAGCACCGUUCUUAGGUCUGGCGUGCAUUGCAAGCUACGCUGCCCUUGUGCGAAUGCCCUACGUUGCCAACUUCAAAAGCCCAGACUUUCUAUACGCAACCGUCGAAAUCUCCAUGUGGUCCACAGUAGAAGUCGGCGUCUCCAUCUGCGCCGCCAACCUCGCCACAAUCCGGCCCCUAAUCCACCACUUUACCCAUAAAGGCGAAUCUUGGGAAUCUCGCCAGAACAGGCCGGGACAUGCCGCACUAGCAACGAUACCCGACUCCCAGGAACUUCCUAUGCUAAAAAUGCCACCAAAGACUGCAGAAAGCUCGAUCACAUGUACGGAUCCGAAGAGCAGGAAUGGCGAGAGUGGAAUGACGAGAAGCGUGUCCAACUGGAGUAGGUGGACGCGGAAAGAUAGUGCAGCGAACGUGGAUGUUCAUGUUCUGUGA
Molecule: messenger RNA, 993 nt
Organism: Bipolaris sorokiniana ND90Pr
Lineage: Eukaryota; Fungi; Ascomycota; Dothideomycetes; Pleosporales; Pleosporaceae
Exons: 5
Coding region: 1-993 (330 amino acids)
Source: RefSeq, a predicted model, not a curated record